AUUCCAGAUUCACAGCAUAUAUCCACUAGAAAUAUCAAAACAAAACAAAAAGAGUGCAGUGAACCAAGUAUGGGUGUCGUCGUCUUCUCCAGCCACUCGUUACGGUCCCCUUUCUCAACUUCACCUCUUUCUCUCUCCCCUCUUCGUCCUCCUCUUCCUCCAUCAAAACCACCUCAAAUCUCCUUCUCCACAUCAUCGCCUCAAAUGGAUCCACAAAUUGGAGGUUCGAGCAAGAGAUUCAUGGACUUCCCCUACGUCUCAGCCCCACACAGAGAUCUGAUGGUGGAACUUGUAUCAACAAUGGAGUCACGUCUCGAGUCCUACCUCCUUCCCUGUACCCUCCCACAGGAUGUCCAGUACUACCACAACCACACCGGGACUGCCCAUGCCUGUCUCCACAUCAGAUCUGGCCUCAAACCCUCCCUGAUUGAUUUCAUGUUGGGAAGUUGGCUACACUGUGAGUUACCAGCAGGAGCACUGAACAUAACGAGCCUCUCUGCUUAUCUAUCUCCUUUAACUGAUGCACCAAACUUCUUAAUGGAGCUUAUCCAGAGCAGCCCAACAUCCCUUGUCUUCAUACUCGAUCUGCCACCUCGAAAAGACCUUGUUCUCCAUCCAGACUAUCUUCAGACCUUCUAUGAAGCCACCCAAUUAAACAGACACCGACAACUACUCGAGAAAAUCCCUGAGGUACGACCUUACUCGUCCUCGUCACUUUACAUACGUUUUCUUGUCUCUCCUACUGCUAUUCUGGUCCGCAUAGAAACUGGCGGAACAGAGCGUAUGGAAGAGAUAGUUAGACAUCAUGUUAGUUCGAUUGCUAAGGAAGUGUUGGGCACAUGGUUGGAUUGGUGCGCUUGUGGAGAGAGAGAUAUGGGAGAGGCUGACAGGGAUUAUGUGGCGAAGAGGGAUAGAAUGAUUAAGAAAAAGACUAUUGAGAUUGAUUUGGGAUCGAGCUUGCCAAGGUUGUUUGGGGAAGAAGUAGCGGCCCGAGUUUUGGCAGCCAUACAGGAGGUUUUCAAUUGAUGAGAUUUGAGUAUUUGGUAUCUGUAUUUUUGAUGUAUGAAUGUGAUAAUUGUUAUUGUGUAGUGGGUGUUAAUGCCAACUGAUAUAUAUAUAUGUAAAUACUUGAACUUAAGGUGAAAGAUCACAUCCUUUUUUUUA
This is a messenger RNA of Camellia sinensis, 1164 nucleotides long. RefSeq names its product accelerated cell death 2 (ACD2) (gene ACD2). Gene Ontology annotation, cellular component: chloroplast. NCBI's taxonomy places the organism in Eukaryota, Viridiplantae, Streptophyta, Magnoliopsida, Ericales, Theaceae. Gene Ontology annotation, molecular function: red chlorophyll catabolite reductase activity. Gene Ontology annotation, biological process: chlorophyll catabolic process. The record is from RefSeq and is a predicted model, not a curated record.